Perognathus longimembris pacificus (Pacific pocket mouse) is the source of this 782-nucleotide messenger RNA. RefSeq names its product lymphocyte antigen 6 family member E (gene Ly6e). Gene Ontology annotation, molecular function: acetylcholine receptor inhibitor activity. NCBI's taxonomy places the organism in Eukaryota, Metazoa, Chordata, Mammalia, Rodentia, Heteromyidae. The transcript is spliced from 4 exons. The coding region runs from base 114 to 536 and encodes 140 amino acids. The record is from RefSeq and is a predicted model, not a curated record.
UCGCCGGAGUCUCCGGGCCGCGGUCUCCGGCGCGCCAGCUUCGCGAGCUCCUCCAGCCCCACGCCUGCGUCGGCCGCGGACAGGCUCCUUCGGCUUCCGGAGACCGUCGAGGGAUGUCCGGGAUGUCCGCUGCCUCCAGCAUGAGGGUCUUCCUUCCGGUGCUGCUGGCCGCCCUCCUGGGUGUGGAGCAAGGCCACUCCCUGGUCUGCUUUUCCUGCGUCAAUCAGCAAAGCAAUUUCUACUGCCUGAAGCCGACCAUCUGCUCUGAUUCAGACAACUACUGUGUGACCAUGUCCGCCUCGGCUGGCAUCGGGAAAGUGGUGGACUUUGGCUACUCCCUGAACAAGGGCUGCUCCCCGGUCUGCCCCGGCCCCAGCAUCAACGUGGGCGUGGCCUCCGUGGGCACCCACUGCUGCCAGAGCUUCCUGUGCAACUUCAGCGCGGCGGGCCGUGGCCCCCAUGCCAGCGGCCCGCUGCUCGGCCUCGGGCUCCUCGUCAGCCUGCUGUCCGUGCUGCUGCUGCAGCUCAGCCCUUGACCACGCAGGCCCCGCCCGGCCCACGCCUGUGCUCAGGAAGAACCCCCCCAUCCCUGGAGGCCCCGUCUCCAGCUCCUGCUCGUGCCUAAGCUCUCCCCAGAGACCAGUCUCCACCGCCAGGCCAGCACCGGCCCGGCCUCCCCUAGGUCACUCACGUGACCUUCCUUGGGGGACCAGGGGAGGGAUGGGGGGUCCCCUUCCUGUGGGCCCCAGGAGGCUGUGCCGGGUGUGCAGUGGUGAGAACGC